This is a messenger RNA of Platichthys flesus (European flounder), 5568 nucleotides long. It is a transcript of the gene fbxw7, whose product is annotated as F-box and WD repeat domain containing 7. The transcript is spliced from 16 exons. Gene Ontology annotation, biological process: ubiquitin recycling; proteasome-mediated ubiquitin-dependent protein catabolic process. Gene Ontology annotation, cellular component: cytoplasm; nucleus. The record is from RefSeq and is a predicted model, not a curated record. Lineage: Eukaryota; Metazoa; Chordata; Actinopteri; Pleuronectiformes; Pleuronectidae. Gene Ontology annotation, molecular function: ubiquitin binding. Bases 871 to 3204 code for a protein of 777 amino acids.
UUGGUGGAGAGUCAGGAGCCGAGCGGAGCUGGCGGGUGUCGAGCAGCCUGUGAACGGCACAAAUCUGGUCCCUGUGGAUGUGUCCCCCCCGCGGUACUGGUCCGAGGUCACCGUGCGUUUCCCAGUAAAGGAUCCGAGUCACAGGAGGGACCGACACCGGCGUCAGUUUCACGGAGCGGCUCACGUUAGCGCUUACUUGAUGUUUUCAGCUGCUAUCCCGUUAGCAUUACCCGGAGUGGGCUCGCAGAGGCUAGUUAGCAGGGGCUGCUAACGCGGUAGCUUGGGUGCAAACCGGUGUGAGCGCUCGCCGCUGCAGGGAGGGAACCGAGAGAAGAGGCAGGAGCUGUGUAGCAUCCCACCGGAGACCCCCACCCACCCCCCAGCGUCAGCCCCUUUUUAGCCCAGUACAGGUUUGGAUACACGACCCCCAGAGGAGCCCUCGCCUGGGGGAGGCCCGCCGCCCCGGUCCUGCUUCGCGUCUCUAAGGGCCUGGAAUGGGAUCUGUGGUCCGGUGCCAGUCUGCAUGACAUUUCCUGAUGCAGCUGCUGCAUGCCACACAGCCACAUGAAUACUGCCACUGGCCACCUUUCACUGCCCCCGGUUCAGUCGGUGGCUCGGCGACACUUCAAAGGGGAAGGUCUGCGGCACUGCAGAUAACAAAGUGCACCCCCCCAAGCAUCGGCAAGCUUUCCCGGAGCCCCCACGCGGUCCCGUGGGUGACAGAAAGAAUCAACCCAUAGACUAGGACCUGGAGUGGAGAAGACCAAUUGUGGCUUGAACAAAAGGCAGACAGAGAGAACUAAUGCCAAGCCCUUCUCCUCCUCAGACAGCCUAGCGAAGGUCCAGGAGGUAGCAAGCUGGCUUUUGGAAAUGAACCAGGAUCUGCUGUCGGGGGGCAGCAGCAGCAGGCGGAGUCGGGGGCCGGGGGGUCCGGCAGUGCGAGGUAACGCCUCCUCCACAGCCCGGGCGCCCCAGCAGGCGGCCGAGGAGGGCGAUGAGGAAGAGCAUAUGAACAGGGUAGUAGAGGAGGAAGAGCAGCUGCAGCAGAGGCCUGAUACAUCCCAGGUUGACGGUGGAAGAGAACAACCAUGGGCGCCCAGCGAAUCAGGAGCCAGCAACGGCCCUCGCGGAGACGAGGAAGGGGAAGAUGGCGAGGACGGCCCGCCAAACGAAGUGAACGGUAGGGAGAAAGGCGCCCGGUGGCUGUGGGAGUCGGAGCAGAGGCGGCUGCGAGGCGAAGAGGAGGAAGAGGAGGAGGAGGAAGAGGAGGAGAACAACAACAGCGGCAGCCACCAAGAGGAGGAGGAGGAGGAGGAGGAGAGGACAGAGGGAGGGGAUCAGCAGCAGGGAGGGGAGGAAGAGGAGAGGGAAGAAGGGGAGGAGGAAGAGGAGGAGGAUGAGGACGAGGAAGAGAUGGACCAAGACAGUGAUGACUUUGAACAUUCAGCAGAGAGUGGGAGAGAAGAGGAGGAGGAGGAGGAAGGAGAAGGGCUACGGUCUCCCUCUCUCAGGAACAAUGUGUCCACCCCCAAUAACAACCUGGACUCUGGUUGUACACACCAAAGCUCUUCCAACAAGAAGAUGAAAAGGAAGUUGGACCAUGGCCCCGAGGUCCGAUCUUUCCCUUCAGGAAAAAAGCCCUGCAAAGGCACGGAGUAUCCAAGCCCGAUGGGAAUUGUUCCAUGUCCAGCCACACCCACCACAUUUGGCCAGAUCAGAACCGCCAACAGUCAGGGGCAACAAAGACGGCGUAUCACCUCAAUCCAGCCACCUACGGGUCUCCAAGAAUGGCUCCGAACAUUUCAGAGCUGGACUGGCCCGGAGAAGCUGCUGGCGCUGGAUGAGUUGAUUGACAGCUGUGAGCCCACACAAGUCAAGCAUAUGAUGCAGGUGAUCGAGCCGCAGUUUCAGCGAGACUUUAUCUCCCUGCUUCCCAAAGAGCUGGCUUUGUACGUCCUGUCAUUCCUGGAACCGAAAGACCUCCUCCAGGCGGCCCAGACGUGUCGCUACUGGCGCAUCCUGGCAGAAGACAACCUGCUGUGGAGGGAGAAAUGCAGGGAGGAAGGCAUCGAUGAGCCUCUGCCCCUCAAGAAGAGGAAAAUCGUCAAGCCUGGCUUUACUCACAGCCCCUGGAAGAGUGCCUACAUCAGGCAGCACCGAAUAGACACUAACUGGAGGAGAGGCGACCUCAAAUCACCCAAGGUGCUGAAAGGUCACGAUGACCACGUGAUCACCUGCCUCCAGUUCUGUGGCAACCGCAUCGUCAGCGGCUCCGACGACAACACGCUGAAAGUCUGGUCGGCUAUCACAGGAAAGUGUCUGCGGACGCUGGUGGGCCACACAGGGGGCGUGUGGUCAUCCCAGAUGCGAGACAACAUUAUUAUCAGCGGCUCCACUGAUCGCACACUCAAGGUCUGGAACGCAGAGACAGGAGAAUGUAUCCACACCCUCUACGGGCAUACCUCAACAGUGCGCUGCAUGCACCUACAUGAGAAAAGGGUGGUCAGUGGCUCUCGCGACGCCACGCUGCGCGUCUGGGACAUCGAGACGGGUCAGUGUUUACACGUCCUCAUGGGCCACGUGGCGGCGGUGCGCUGCGUCCAGUACGAUGGCCGGCGGGUGGUCAGCGGAGCCUACGACUUCAUGGUGAAGGUGUGGGACCCCGAGACGGAGACCUGCCUCCACACGCUGCAGGGCCACACCAACAGAGUGUAUUCAUUACAGUUUGAUGGGAUCCACGUGGUGAGCGGCUCGCUGGACACGUCCAUUAGGGUCUGGGACGUGGAGACGGGCAACUGCAUCCACACGCUAACGGGGCAUCAGUCCCUCACCAGCGGCAUGGAGCUCAAAGACAACAUCCUGGUCUCGGGCAACGCAGACUCCACUGUCAAGAUCUGGGACAUCAAGACGGGCCAGUGCCUACAAACACUGCAAGGUCCACACAAGCACCAGAGCGCCGUGACGUGUCUCCAGUUCAACAAGAACUUUGUGAUCACCAGCUCGGACGACGGCACGGUCAAACUGUGGGACCUGAAGACGGGCGAGUUCAUCCGGAACCUGGUGACGCUGGAGAGCGGCGGCAGCGGGGGUGUGGUGUGGCGCAUCCGGGCCUCCAACACCAAGCUGGUGUGCGCGGUCGGCAGCCGCAACGGCACAGAGGAGACCAAGCUGCUGGUGCUGGACUUUGACGUGGACAUGAAGUGAGGGGGGCGUGGUGGGAAGGACGAAGAGCGCAAACGUAAAGCGUGGGAGACGAGGCGCCUGGAGACCAGAGGGCCCGAUGCCGACAACUCUUCACCCAAACCAAUUCUACAACCACCACCACCACCACCACCACCAGUGGGCUGUCCAGUCCUCCACCAUUAUCUCCCCCCCCCGUCCGCCUCCUGGGUAAACGUUACUGACAAAGCCACAGACCCUCACACGUGUCCAGCCCCUGCUUUUGACCCCGAGCGCCACGCUGAGGUGGAGUCGUAGGGGAUUGGGCUGGAAAAGGGGCGGGGGUGGGGGGGGGGUGGGGCAUGAGCGGUCUGUCCCCUGAUUAGCCGGGAGAAAAGACGAGAAGAAGAAGGAAGGAACGACUGACAACGACUGAACUUCUUUUGAAGUGACUCUCCGCCCUUUUCGGUUCGGGGGCAGCUUCGCACAGAGACUUGGUUUCGCUUCAAGCCUGACAGAUUUUGAGAUGUAUAGAGAUAUAUUAUUUUUUAAAGCCCCCCCCGCACAUGCACCCCUUCCCCCUCAUCAGUAUGCUCCCUCAAAAACACACACACUCACACUCACACACACACACUCAAACCGGAAAGGAAAAAGCUUGAGGAAGGUGGGAGAUGUUUUUAAAGGUGAAUUUCCACAGUUACAUGUAAAGAGCUGCUCAAUGUUAACGAGAGGAUUCAGAGGUUUCGUUGUUUGUUCUCACUCCGUUUCCGUUCUGAUCGUUUUCCACUCGGUUUCUGUAGGUUUUUUUUUUUGUUGUUUUUUUUUUUUUUUUUUUUACAAUAUCGCACACAAUCACAACUGUGAAUCUCAGUUCCUUUUUGGUUUAUCACAUGAAAGGGGGUUUCUGUAUUGUUGUGGGUUGUUUUUUUUGUUUUUUCCCCUCUUUCCUUGCCGUUGCCAACAGCAACAAAUCCCAGUAUUAGAAACCAGCUCGGUUUAGGUUUGCUGUCGUUAUGUCACAAGUUUGUUUUGAGGGGUGGGGGGGAGGGGGGGGUGGGGUUGUUUGAGUUGUUUGUACUUCCUUUCUGUUUUCUACAUACCUGGGUUUGGAGCUUCGUCUCCACAUCAACAUCAGUGCUGUCCAGAAUGUUUCAGUCUAGCUGGGGGGGGGGGGGGGUUCCUCGAAGGCAGCGCCGGGUCGAGAGCUAACGUCUCUUUGCUCGAACGCCCCUGGCACCCCCCCCUCCCUUCCCUUGGCCCCUCCCCCUCUACUGUUCUCCCCAGUGGCCAAACUGUAUUUAUGCUGCUAGAUGAAUGGGAAAGAAGAGAGCGAUGGAACUCUUACUUGCUGUGACGUUUUAGUCCCAGGCGAAAUUCCAAAACAAACUCUUGUGUGUUUGGACUUAAAGAGAAACGACGACAAAAGAUGAACAUCCAACAUUUUUUUGUUUUUGUUUGUUUUUGCCACUGAAACUUGAGCCAAACGUGCCUCUGCGAGGCUGAGAGGAGGGAGCGUGUCCGACAGAUACUGACGGGAGCGCCUGCAGAGAGGAAACAAGCGGAUGUACACUGUUGGCGUGCGUGCGUGUCUGUGUGUGCGGAGUGUGCAUGAGUACGUGUGUUCAGCGUGUUAAUGGGCAACUUGUAAACACAUUCCUUGGGACAAAGCUCUUUCAGCCUGUUCUUUGGAGAAAUGUACAAAUGUGCUGUGUGGACUGGCAAAGAAAAAACAAACAAAAAAAAACUGGCAGACGUAUCAACCAUACCACGUGAAUGAAAGAAGUGUCUGUUUCCAUGUGCGAUUGUCGUUCCACUCAAAGAUGUCCGAGGCAACAGAGGAGACCAUCACAAGCAUCAGCUGAUGGGCGGAGCGACGGCGAGUCGUCGUGUUACACGUGUCGCCGUUCAAACCCCCGCGGCCGCAGCCUCACGGUUCGUCAGGCGGGAAAAAUAAAACACACAAAAAGGCAACAAACGUGAACUGAAGCAUUGUAGCCAAAUGAAAAAUCGUCUCAAUCUCUAAGAGUCACAACUCGAGCUGAACUGUGAAAGUGGUAUAACACUGUAUAUUAAAAAAGAAAAAAGAAAACAAUCUUGCUCUAUCUCUUCUCGUUGUUUUCUCCCUCUGUUUUAAUUUAUGAUCUGGUUUGAGAAAUCAGAUUUGUUGCAGGUGUUUUUAUUUUUCCAGUUCAUGUAAAACUGCCUGGCAAAAAAGUCAAACAGACAGAAAAAACCUUUAAAGGGAUUGUGUAUUUGUUUGAUUCACUUAGAAUUUUAUUUUCUUAUAACUUAAGUGCAAUAAAAUGUGGGUUUUUCUUUUUUCAUUUCAAGCAUAUCAGUGGUCUGUUAUUGUUUCCUGUGUGAAGGCAUCUUAUAUGUUCAAUAAAGCAAAUUAUUUGGUUAAUUUUA